Messenger RNA from Solanum stenotomum, 1824 nucleotides. Its product is annotated as zinc finger CCCH domain-containing protein 45-like. Gene Ontology annotation, molecular function: metal ion binding. NCBI's taxonomy places the organism in Eukaryota, Viridiplantae, Streptophyta, Magnoliopsida, Solanales, Solanaceae. The coding region runs from base 1 to 1824 and encodes 607 amino acids. The transcript is spliced from 5 exons. The record is from RefSeq and is a predicted model, not a curated record.
AUGACUUUGAAGAAAUUGAAGAAGGUUUCAUGGGCUACUGGACCUGAUUUUUGUCAGGUAAAACAUUAUCGAAAAGAGGAUUGCCCAUCAAAAGUUGGCAGCAGAUCUCAACAGCAUUCUCAGUUAAAGCAGACACAUCAAAAGAGACUUUCUUCCAAAUCUUUGGCUAUAUGGAAAUGCCCUCCCAAGUUUCAUUUGAAUAAGAAAUGGCUAGUGGUUGCUGGUGAAGAAAGUAAAGAAGCCAGUAAGCAGGAGCAUAGGAAAAGGAGGGUGAUUGAGGCGGUUUUCCCUAAUAAGUCUGCAAUUCCUCCAAAUCCUUACAACUUGUCUGACCUGGAACAAAGUUAUGAUGAUGACCAAACUCCAGUAAUCCAAACCACUCCUAUAGAAGAAGAAGCAGAUGUAGAAGUUGCAGCCCAAACCAUCUGCUGCAAAUCGCCAGAUGCAUGUCUACUUAACAGUACAUCAUCUGUCAGGAUAGUUACUUCUCAAAAGCUACCUGAUAAUGGAAAAUCGCUUCCAAAGUCUUUGUCAACCUUUCCAAAUCCCAGAAAACCUCCGAGAAACUCUCCUUUUUCUAAAAGAUCCCUUUUUAAUGUGCAAUCUACUCUACCAUAUCAUUCAAGAUAUCAAAAUCUGAAGGGAUCUGAGCAAACCCAAGUUUCUCCUAAACUACCUGUUAGUUACAGCUCUGUUCCCCAGUAUAGGCCUACAUUUAAAAAUAUCGGCACUCAGACUGAAACUUUUCCAGACCAACCAGCUAAUGAAAACCAUGAGCCCAAGUAUCGAACAACAUGUGAAAACCAGAAUAUUCCCCAGCUCAAGUCUCAAGUUUCUGGAAUGGCACCUGCUAAGCACAACCCUGUCACCGAAUCUCCAUCCACGCGUGAUUUGACAGUUGAUGUAGCCACAGCUGUAGCUGCUCUUGCAAAAAGUCAAGAGCAGGGUAGUUGGAUCGAUACCAACUUAUUGGUUAGGCUUCUCCUCAACCCAGAAGAAAUACCAAAGUUGAUGAAUGAACGUGGCAUGAAUACCAAUGUUGCAACUGCUGCUGCAGUAGCUGUUUCUCUCAAUGCUGCCAUGUCUAGGCCAGUGGAUCUACUGGUUCCCUUGCCCAGGACAAAACCGGAUAAGGUAAUUAACAAGCCCAUUAAUGAAUGCCAAGCUCCCCAUGCAGGAUCUGGACAAAGUUUUGGGCCAAAGCCAAUGGAAAAAUCUGUGCCUUUGACAAUGACUAAGCCUGAAACAUCUGUGAAAAGUGAUUUGGUUAAUGAACAAGGGACCCCUCCUCAGGUAGAAACUGCAAACAUUAGAGAGAGUAAGUCACUAGCCUACUCCACUUCAGACCUUGAUCUGGAAAAUAUUAAGAAACUGAUUAGCAAAUAUGGAGUACCUGACAAUGCAGGAGGAAAGCCCUUAGUUAAUUCUGAGUUGGUUUCUAGAUAUGGUCCUACCAGCUUGCAGCCUAAGUUGUCUCUUUCACCAAAUGUUGGCCAUACAUCCCCUUCCUCCUCGAUGACUAGUCAUACCCCUCUUCACAAGGAUAUCAUCAAUUACUGCAAGUCCCUGAUCAAGCAACGUGGAGAAAAAAGUGAGCAUGUGGUUGAUGAAAGCUUACAAAAUACGAAUCCUCAUGGUACUACACGGGGGACAGAUUUGUUAAAGAACCAAAAACCAAUUCCGCGCAGCUUGACACCUUGUGUUUUCUUUAAUAAACCUAAGGGAUGCCAUAAUGGUUCUUAUUGUCGCUUCUUGCAUGAUAUAUCUGGUAAAAAGAGGUCUGGGGGGAGAUCGGAAGGUCGGGAUUCGAAGAGACUGAAGUAA